GGGCUCAUACAAAAGAUUCAGACAUUCAGUGCAGCCUCUGUUCAGGUUCAGCAAACGUGGCUGUGCACCACGGUGGAUCAUUACGGCUGUAGCUAUGGGGACCGAGGCUGGGGAUGUGGGUAUCGCAACCUGCAGAUGCUUCUUUCUAACCUCAUGCACCACAACUGGCUACAACUUUCGUUUAUUCAAAGGAAAGACAACUAUUCCUUCCAUAUCCAAGCUUCAAGAGCUCAUCGAGGGAGCUUGGAGAAAAGGAUUUGACAUUCAGGGGUGUGAACAACUUGGUGGAAGGUUGACUAAGACGAGGAAGUGGAUUGGAGCCACUGAGAUCGUCACUUUUUUUUCUUCUUUCCACAUCAGGUGCCAGUUAAUUGAUUUCCACCAGCCAACAGGACCUAAUGGAACUCAUCCAGAGAUGUUCAUGUGGGUUAAAAACUACUUCAGCAAAGAGGAAGAUUUUAAAGUUCCUUUGUAUCUUCAGCAUCACGGCCAUAGUAGAACGGUGAUAGGAGUUGAAGAACACACAGACGGGUCUCUUCAACUACUUGUGUUUGAUUCAAGUCAUUGCAAAAACCAGAUGGAUCAGUUUAAUAACACUGCAAACCUCAGUAACGCCAUGAGGCUAGUUCGUCGACCCUUAUCAGCUUUGAAGGCUCGUCAGUAUCAGUUAGUAGCAGUAGUGGGGCUGAUGGAAACGGAGCAAGAAUAUGAGGAAAGCAAAGUUAUUCAUUCUCAGCGUAUACCAUCUGAAAACUGAAUAGGAUGAGAUAAACAUUCUUAGG
Messenger RNA from Limulus polyphemus (Atlantic horseshoe crab), 782 nucleotides. RefSeq names its product zinc finger with UFM1-specific peptidase domain protein-like. Bases 95 to 757 code for a protein of 220 amino acids. The record is from RefSeq and is a predicted model, not a curated record. The transcript has 5 exons. NCBI's taxonomy places the organism in Eukaryota, Metazoa, Arthropoda, Merostomata, Xiphosura, Limulidae.